AUGGUUGAAGGAGUAAUGCGUUUGAGAAAUGACGUACGAAAGAGAUCCACUGUGAAAAGGUAUUCGGCAACACCAUCGUCGAGCCAGUGUACUUCUGCUCAAUCGAAUCGCCGCCAAUCAAGUGGAACAGGUUCGACUGCUCCGAAAAAAACAAGAUCAUCGAAGAACCCGACGAACUCUCAACCGUCUACAUCUUCUGCCACCUCAUCAAGUUCAAAUCCCAGAACCGUCACCAAACGAACCCGUUCGAAAUCUUGCAAUAGGAGGGAUAGAUCCCGUCCCCAGAGCAGGAAUCCAUCCCGUGGUUCCUCUCCAGAACCAAAAAGAGGAAGAGGUCGUCCAAAAAAGUGCCAUUCUGUCAUGGGAAGCGAUGAUGAGGAUGGUGCUCCCGUCAGCCACCGCACUAGAAGCGCUGCCAAUUCUAGAAACGUCUCCCCGGAUCCUUUGUUCCGUUCAUCAAUAAGGGCUCCCAAGAAAGUCGGCGGCCCAAGUGUAAGCGGUCGGACAAGAAGUUCAUCCGCAGCUUCGAGAACCCGCUCGAGAAGUUCUGGAAGAAGAAUGAAUUCUGGUUCCUCAAGCCGCCGAUCCUCCCCUUCCUCCAUAAGAAGACAAUUAUCUUCGGAAAGUGAGGAUGAAUGGGAAGGAGCGUCCGUCAGCCACCGAACCCGAUCCAAAUCGUGGUCCAGGCAGACGAGCGCGGCAAGCUCCCGAAAUGCCUCCCCUGAACGGUCGUCCAGAUCCACAAUCAGGACUCCCAAGAAUGUGAAUGGGGCAAGUGUAAGCGGACGGACCAGAAGUUCAUCCGCAGCUUCAAGAGCUGGCUCUAGACGUUCUAGCAGAGGAAUGGAUUCUGGAUCCUCAAGUCGCAGAUCUUCGCCUUCACCUGUAAGAAGGCAAGGACCUUCGACUUCUCGCAGUGCUUCAUCACUGCGGGAACGCAUCUUCAAGAAGAGUAUGGAGGAGAUUUUUGGAAAAUUAUCACCCGAUGAAAUGAAGAGUAUCAAAGACAAUUCAGAAAGCAGUACUGAGAUAGAUGAAUAUUUAAAAGAACGCUUGGAGAAAGAUGUGGAGAUCGAUUGGGGAUUCCCACCAAAUAUGGAGAAAAGAUUGGAUAACCUGUCCUCGAUGGAAGAUAUCCAAAAAGAAGAGAAAUUUCUCUUAAACGCCGGAGUUGAUGUGGAGAAGGUGAAAAAAUGGAAAGCGAACAAAACGUAUGAGUUGGAGUCGGCAAAGGAAUUAAUGAAGAAAAGUGAACAAAGAUUCGGAAAUCUUAAAAACGAGAAUACUCUUUUCUCUGAUUUGAGACCUUCUGGAAAAUAUGCAGUGAAGAAGAUCAUAAUGAGAGAAAGAGCUCCAAUGAAAUUGGAAAUCGAGCUUCUGGUCAAAAGACAACAAUACAGUUUCUUGCUCAAAUGGGCAUGGAAGACCGUAAUAGUGCCGACGAGGAAGUUCAAGGAGGCUCAUGCCCACGUUCUCACUCUUGAAAAAGAGUUCCAAAGGAAGCUGGGACUCGGUCAACAAUGGGAAGAUGCCGAUUUCAAGCGGAUCGAGCAAAUCACUCAAAUCAAAGAGGAAACUUUGAAAAAUUGGCUGGAGCAAAGAAGAGAGCAGGAUCAAAAAGAUGUUAUUGAUCCUCUCUACGCCAAAACUUCUCUUUAUUCAAAAGAAGAGAUUGAUAGUGGAGAGUUCUCAGAGAAAGAAAAGAAAAGAUGGCAAGUCAACAACAAGGACAAAAAAAUGUACGAGGAUCUCUACCAAGAGAGAAGAGAACGACAACGUCAUGAAUGGGAGAUGGAAUACCCAUUCUACAAGUACUUGGGAGAAAGAUCCAAGUACUUGGAAGAGCUGGUGGAUCGCCCACGCCCACCGUUGGACAUCGAAGUCGAACUCUUUGUGAUUACUGUUGACUUUUUCCGGAUCACGAAAUCUCAAAUCGAAGAUUUCUUGAGGAACGAGAGGAAACAAGAAACCAGUUUCCGGGAGGAACAUUACAUCAAAUUCCAACCAAAUUUGGGAACAAUCGAUAUGGACGAUAUUUGGUCAAAGAACCCAAAUUGGAAAGAAUUCUUCGAACUGGCUUCAGGAAUGGGGUGGAACAGUAAUGUGCUCCGAAUCGCUUGGCUCGAACACACGGGAGCCCUAAUAGUAAGCGCGGAUGUUCCAUCAACCAGCCAGCCUCCACCCAAUCAAAUGGCACAAACGUCUCCUGCUCAUUCGGAAAGAGCAAAAUCGGCAGAAGCUUCCGAACCAUCUACAAUUGAUAUGGAUGAUGACUUGGAUCUUGGUUAUGAUUAUGAUGGUCAAGAUUUCGAAAUGUAUGAGCCAUCGAGCACUGCUGAUUUGGACGCUCCAGAGUCUUCCGGAAACUGGAGCCGUCAUGAUUCGGAAGACAUCGAGGCUCGCGGUGUUGCUCAUUCUGAUAUGAUGAGUGUCAGAGAACAAGCAGCACCGUGUGUUGCAAUUGAACUGCAAGACGAGGAACCACAUCGUCAGUCGCCGCCGAUCAAUGAAUUGGAAGAAGAUGAGGCUGAGAUUGUCGGAGCUCAUGAUGAUGACAAUGUGGAGCAUCCGGAGCAGGAAGAGCAGGAAGUGCCCCAGGAACCUGAAGAUGAUGAAGAAGAUGAUAAGGCACCAGCCGAAGAACAACCGCAUCUUCCCAAUGGAAUACCACAAAUGUCUCCUGCUCAUUCGGAAAGAGCACAAUCGGCAGAAGUUUCCGAACCAUCUACAAGUGGUAUGGACGAUCAUUUGGAUAUUGAUUAUGAUAAUGAUGGUCAAGAUGUUGAAAUGAAUGAGCCAUCGAGCCCUGCUUCUCCUAGCCACAUCAGUCCACCAGCUGAAUUUGACGCUCCAGAUCAUGCUGGAAGUACGAACCGCCACGAUGAGGCACCAGCCGAUGUCCAACCGCCACAUCAAGAUGCUCCACAGAAGCCAUUGGAAAGAGAAUUAGAUGAAGAAACUAUGCGGCUCGUCAUCUCGAACAGCGACAACCCGAUACAACCCGAGCCUAUCAUCCCAUUCUCCAGAACUUAUUCUGGAAGCUAUUUGCGCUGGAAGGAGGAGGAGGUGACGGACUGGAUGAAAAAGGUGCUAGUCAAAGGUGGCUACAAGGCCUUCAUGGGUUACAAUGGGCAUCACCUGCACGACGCCAUCUACGACCGCGAGACCCGAGAGAGGACCGGCUUUGGAGAAGCUUUUUGGAAAAUGAUCAAAAGUCAUUUGGAUAAGACACUUGCCGGAGAGUUCCAUCAAUGUAUUCUAUUCACUAACAUAAAUUAG
This is a messenger RNA of Caenorhabditis remanei, 3279 nucleotides long. RefSeq lists its product as uncharacterized. The transcript is spliced from 24 exons. The record is from RefSeq and is a predicted model, not a curated record. NCBI's taxonomy places the organism in Eukaryota, Metazoa, Nematoda, Chromadorea, Rhabditida, Rhabditidae. Bases 1 to 3279 code for a protein of 1092 amino acids.